CUCGGAGCGAUUGCAACACGUCACUGUUAAAAGAAAAAGCCAUUAGAAUAGUUUAAAAACAAGUUUUAAUUACGCUUCAAAAUUACUAAAUUUAUAAAUACAUCAAAAUAAAAUGAGUGAUAAUGAAGAUCGGCUUGAAUAUGAGGAGGAGCAAGAGAUCUAUGACGAUGGAACGGAAUACGCCGAACCUGGACAGCAGAAGGUUGAGAAACCAUCAAAGGAUGAGAAAAAUGUAGCCAAAUGGCUGAAAAAGAAUGUAAAAACAAAAAAGACGAAAUUUUUAAGUCAUGUUGUUGAAUACUUCACCUCGAGUAAGGCAAUCGAUGCUCUGAUGAAAUCGAAAUUUGCCGAAGGCAAUAAUCCAUUGUUUACCAGCCGAGAGCAGGCUGUCGAAUUUUUGGAUAUAAUGUUGGAGCAUAAGUUUUUCCAUCGGGCCAAAAAGGUUCCAGUGACCCUAGAAGAGAUACGUGGCAAGGCUGCGGCAGCAGGAGCUGAUAAAAAGAGUGAGAGCACUAAAGCUCAGCAGGAGAAGGAGAAAGAGAAGGAUAAACCAAAGGAUGAAAAAAAAGAUGCAGAACCCGAGGGAGACAGUCCUAAGGGUGAUGGCAAUGCAUCGGCAGGAGCGACCAGCGAAAAGGAGAAGAAAACUGAAAAAAAGAAACGUAAAAUUCGUUUAGAUAUGCAUCCAGAACAGAUCUUUGUUGAUGGCUCAGAGGCAUAUGUUUGGAUCUAUGAUCCCAUACCCUUGCAUUAUUGGAUAUUUGGGUUUAUACUGCUUUUGGGUGCAGUUGGUAUUUGUCUCUUCCCGCUUUGGCCUCCACUAUUGCGCAAAGGCGUGUAUUAUCUUUCCAUUGCUGCAGCUGGCUUCCUUGUCUUUAUAUUGGCUUUAACUGUAGUGCGUUUGAUUGUCUUCACAAUUGUUUGGGCACUGACUCGCGGCAAAUUGCAUUUCUGGAUCUUCCCCAAUCUGACUGAAGAUGUGGGAUUUUUCGCAUCCUUCUGGCCGCUAUAUGAGAGCAACUAUGGCAGUGAUUCAAGUACGUCCUCAUCAUCGACAUCUAAAUCUGAAAAGAAAUCGAAAUCAAAGUCAAGGAAAAAGGAUAAAGAUAGCGAUGCCGAAGAGGAUACAGCUGUGGAUGCCGAUCCCGAUGGAGAUUUAGAUAACGACGGUGAGGUUUCCACAUUGGAGCCGGAGAAAAUUGAGCAAAUCAAAGAGCAUGAUGCCGAUUUGGAAGUUCGAAAGCGCCGUAAAGUCGGUGCCGAUGAAUACGAGGAUGAGGAUGUAGAUGUGUCCGAGCAAGAUCAGGAACCAGAGCAGGAGCAGAGUGAACAGCAGACGAAUUCCAAGGACUCUAAAGCUGGCACACCACGGAACUCGGAAUCGGAUUCAGAGAGCUCUAGUAAAGAUUACGAAAUUAUUAGUUCAAGUGAAGUGCAAAAUGUUGCGGGCAACUAAAGGAAAAAUCAAUUAUUAUAUAUAUAUAUAAACUUACAUAUAUGUAUACAUAGAUAUAUAUUAGGAAAUGCAACCGAAGCGUAUAUUUAUGUAACCAUUAGGGUUUUGACAUCUUUGAAGAACUUUCCCAAGUUCUAUGCAGGAUUUCUUUAAAAUAUAUUUGCCAACAUCUAUUUGCAUAAAAAUCAAACCAUAACAAAAAGGAGUUGACAUAUUAAUAGUUUUAAUUAAGCUGGCACUUAGCUGGCUUUUUUAAAUUAUGCGUAGCGGUUGCAUUGCUUGAUUAAUGUCUAUAUAUAUAGAUUUAUAGACCACAUCCACUUGUAGCUAAUUCAUAAUGUCACACCAAACCCAAAUAGGAAACAACAACAAAAAGAGCCACCACAACCACAGCAAGAAAUAUUAAUUCCAAGCAAAUUAGAUCUUUAUAUUCUACAUAUACAUAUAUAUAUAUAUAUUAUGAUGUAUACAUUUUUAUAUAUUUGUGUCUGGCUUUUCCACACACACACACGACCGAUCAUUCUGUUUGAUAUUGUGCCUAAAUCCAUGACUUAUGACACAAGAUUUCCUAUACAUAGUGCAGUAUGCAAAUUUUGCAUAUUUUUUUGUAUGGCGAAAAGCAUUUCUUUAUCUCCACAUGAUUUUCAUGUGCAAUUUUUAAUUGAGUUCUCACAGUUUGCUUUAAUAAAUUUGUACGAAUUUUUUUUUUUAAAUGUAUUCAAAAAGAAGACAAAAUUGUGCAAUUUUCAUUGUUUUAAAUUUUUUUAUAUUUUAUUUUAUUGGAAAUUGAGUGGAAGGCAACGAUUGCAAUUGAUAAUAAUAAAGAUUUAUAUAUGUAUUUACUUUAAAUGUAAUACGAAACAAAAACAUAAAUGAAAUUAGUAGUGUAAACACAUAAUUAACUAUUACAUAAAAUAAAUUAAUGCUAGGCAAUUACGAUGUGACAGAAACAAAAUUUGAUGCAUCAUAAAAA
This is a messenger RNA of Drosophila willistoni, 2429 nucleotides long. RefSeq names its product translocation protein SEC62 (gene Trp1). Gene Ontology annotation, cellular component: endoplasmic reticulum; endoplasmic reticulum membrane. Gene Ontology annotation, biological process: post-translational protein targeting to membrane, translocation. The transcript has 4 exons. Bases 113 to 1456 code for a protein of 447 amino acids. NCBI's taxonomy places the organism in Eukaryota, Metazoa, Arthropoda, Insecta, Diptera, Drosophilidae. The record is from RefSeq and is a predicted model, not a curated record.